GCCCGAGCGCCGCCAUGGUGAAGAUCGCCUUCCAGUCGCCCUUCGCCCACAAGGACGAGCCCAAGAAGGAGGCGGCCGAGGCCUUGGUGGCCGACAAGGAUCCAGAAGUUGCAACUCACAGACAUGAAAGCUCAUCUGGAAGAUGUCUGUUGACCCUUCUGGGUGUUGCAUUCAUCUUGGCAGGAGUGGUGGUUGGCGGAGCCUGCAUCUACAAGUACUUCAUGCCAAGGCAUAAAGUGUUCCAUGGACAAAUAUGUUAUGUAGGAGAGGACAAUCCAGACAAUGCUGCAGAGCCGUACUUCCUACCCAUUUCUGAAGUUGCUGAUAUCCGGGAGGAUGAUAACAUAGCAAUCAUCGAUGUUCCAGUUCCAGACUUCUCCGACAGUGAUCCUGCAGCUAUCGUUCAUGAUUUUGACAGGCUUCUGACAGCCUACCUUGACCUGCAGCUGGGUAACUGCUAUGUGAUUCCUCUGAAUACUUCCAUCGUGAUGCCACCACGGAACCUGAUAGACCUCUUCGCAAAAUUAGCAACUGGUUCCUAUCUGCCUCAAACAUAUCUUAUUCGUGAAGAAAUGGUUGUGACAGAAGAGAUUGAUAAUGUGUCGGAUCUGGGCAUUUUCAUUUAUCAGCUCUGUGCAGGGAAGGAAACUUUCAGACUUCAGCGCAGAGAUCGGAUCAUGGGUCUCCAGAAACGCUCUGCUGAAAAAUGCCACUCAAUCCGGCAUUUUGAAAAUGCGUUUGUUGUGGAAACCAAGAUUUGUCAGCAGUGAAAAAUACAGGCUGGAGAGUGAUGAUCUCGCAUCUUCACCAGGAAGUCCAAGCUUUACAUUUUAAACUUCAGAAUUAAAGAAGUGCAGUGAUAAUCAAAAGCCUUAUGCUUUUUUUGUGUAUUGCUUAGAUUUAAGAAAAGAGAAAAUAUAAGCACGCUCCAAAGUCGUCAUGGUUUUUUGUUUUG
Messenger RNA from Euleptes europaea (tarantolino), 955 nucleotides. RefSeq names its product integral membrane protein 2A (gene ITM2A). Gene Ontology annotation, biological process: negative regulation of amyloid precursor protein biosynthetic process. The record is from RefSeq and is a predicted model, not a curated record. The coding region runs from base 15 to 770 and encodes 251 amino acids. The transcript is spliced from 6 exons. NCBI's taxonomy places the organism in Eukaryota, Metazoa, Chordata, Lepidosauria, Squamata, Sphaerodactylidae. Gene Ontology annotation, cellular component: plasma membrane; Golgi apparatus; extracellular exosome. Gene Ontology annotation, molecular function: amyloid-beta binding.